Messenger RNA from Peniophora sp. CBMAI 1063, 528 nucleotides. The record is from the annotation of a GenBank genome assembly. Lineage: Eukaryota; Fungi; Basidiomycota; Agaricomycetes; Russulales; Peniophoraceae.
AUGCGUGCGGCGUCAUUAGUCUUGUCUGCCGCUGCGGUGCUUAGCACCGUCGUGUACGGCCAGACGGUAUCAUUCGCCGACGAUGAGGGAGAUGUCAUCGUUGGGUUUGAGACGGUCGACCCGUUACUUGGUGUGGAGACUACGGUGAUCUUGGAGACUAUCGCUGCAACGACGACUUCAACCUCUACUACGGACCUGGAUGAUCUGACAACUUCGACUACUACCUCGACGACUACCUCGACCACCACCACCGCGGCAGAUCCUCUCGCAACUUCCACAACUACCACAACUACAGCGGCGGCAGCAGCGACACCGUACAACGGCGUUAGUCCCACAACGGGCACGAUCCUCGACUACAGCGCCUGGUUGAGUGUCAUUGGCACCGCGACACAAGUAGGCUACGGCUCGGCUUCCACCGCCCAAUCAGACACAUCAGCCGCUGUACACAGUGCGCUGCCCGGAAUGUUGCCGGUCCUCGCAGCAGCACUAUUCGGUGCAGUAGGCGGCGCUGCAGCCCUCUUUGCAUGA